AUGCGCCAUUUGAUUUCAAUUAAAGAUUUAACUGAUAAAGAAUUCGAAACUCUAGUCGAUAGAGCUGAGCAUUACAAGAAGAUCUUCAAGGCUGGAGAUGCUAGUGAGAUUCAAAAAAAUCACUUGAAACUCUUGGGUAAAACUGUUGCGUUGAUCUUUUCAAAAAGAUCAACCAGAACCAGAAUCUCCACCGAAGGUGCUGUUGCAUUCUUCGGUGCUCAGCCUAUGUUUUUGGGUAAGGACGACAUCCAACUAGGUGUUAACGAAUCUUUUUACGACACAACAAAAGUGGUUUCCUCCAUGGUGUCCUGCAUUUUCGCCCGUGUUAACAGGCACUCGGAGAUUCAGGACUUAGCAGCUCAUUCCAGCGUGCCCAUCAUAAAUGCGCUCUGUGACAUGUACCAUCCAUUGCAAGCUAUUUGUGAUUUGUUGACUAUCAAAGAAAAGCUAGAUUACACGGAAAAUAAGCUUAAGCUCGCCUGGGUGGGUGAUGCGAACAACGUGAUGAAUGAUACCGCCAUUGCAUGCUUAAAACUUGGGAUUGACGUUGCCAUUGCAACUCCUCCCGGAAUUGAGGCAGAUGCAUCAAUUGUGGAUGCUGCCUUGGCGAUAACUGAAAGAAAUGGCACCAAGAUAACACUUACGCAUGAUUCAGUGGAAGCAGUGACUGACGCGGACAUCAUAGUUACGGACACCUUUGUAUCUAUGGGUGAAGAGUUCGCAAAAGUUGCUAAACUUAAACAAUUUGAGGGAUUCCAGGUCAACUCUGAGCUGUGCUCACAUGCCAAACCCAAUUUCAAGUUUAUGCACUGUCUGCCAAGGCACACAGGGGAUGUAUCAGAUGAAGUUUUCUACGGAGAACAUUCAAUCGUGUUUGAAGAAGCAGAAAACAGGCUUUAUGCUGCCAUGGCCGCUGUCGACGUCUUUGUAAUCAACAAAGGUGAUUUCGAGGCCAUACCUUGA
Molecule: messenger RNA, 963 nt
Organism: Lachancea fermentati
Lineage: Eukaryota; Fungi; Ascomycota; Saccharomycetes; Saccharomycetales; Saccharomycetaceae
Source: the annotation of a GenBank genome assembly